AUGCCGGCGCGGUCGAGGAAGAGCGAGGCGACGGCGACGCGAGGAGGGAACGAAAACGCGGACGAGAGCGGGGCGCCGGCGAAGAAAAAGUCGAGGAGCGGCGCGCGUAAGAAGAAACCGACGACGGGUGGGGAGGCGUUGAAAAAUAGAAACGAGAACGCGUCGGUGCAGAACGCGUCGGUGAGCGGAGAUGGGGACGAAGACGCGGACGAGGGCUCGGGGGACUUGUUUGAUCUGUUGCGCGUGGAAAACGCGGCGACGAUUUUACACGCGAGUGAUUGGCGAGCGCGGUACAACGCGAGCGAGAUCUCGGCGGUGGCGGAGAUUUAUUCGUUAUUGUCGAAAGCGGCCGGUUGCUCGUCUGGGGUGACUGCGAUUGAGUUGCAGAGAAGCGACUGCUUGAUGAUUAUGAAUCGCGUCGUCGAAGACAUGGCGGCGGGGAAUUUGUACGGCGACGAUCCUUUGGCAAAACGUUCGCGAGAUUUCAAGGGAUUCCGUGAGAACUUCUUGGACUUUAUCGAUAAGUGCAUUCGCGACGCGAGCGAAGGCGGGGAGCUGUACGAUGGUACGCUCUUCGCGACGCUGGCGGAGAUCGUGAGCACGUGCGCCGGGAGCAAGGCGCGUCCGUUGCGCAUGGCUGCCACGAUGAUGGGUUUACAGAUGAUUUCCAGUUUGAUUACGGUGGUGAAUAACUUGCAGAAGGCUCGCGAUUUGAAACAAAACCAGGUGGACAUCGAAUUGAAGAAGAAAAAGUCUGGCGGCGAAGUGGUCAAGAGUUUGAAGCGCCAAAUCGAAAGCGCGCAGGAACACAUCGAGUUGGUGGAAGGUUACAUGAACGACAUCUUCACUCACGUUUUCACGCAUCGCUUCCGUGAUUGCGACGAAAACAUUCGCGCCGCGUGCAUGACCGCGCUUGGGAAGUGGAUGAUGAAGCAUCAGCUCGUGUUCCUCACCGACUUUUACUUGAAAUAUCUCGGUUGGAGCUUGAACGAUAAGAGCGCCGCUGUUCGACUCGAAGUUUUGCUCGCGCUGAAGACUUUGGCGUCCAGCCAGUCUCACUUAGCUAUGAUGGAUACGUUUAUUGCUCGAUUCCGUGGUCGCAUGGCGGAAAUGUUGCGCGACGUCGACGCCCACGUCGUCGUGGAGGCGGUGCGACUCGCCGCGGUUUUGCACGAGCACACCGAAUUGGAUCCUGAGCACAUGAACUUUGUCACCGCGCUCAUCAUGGACAAGACUCCAUCGAUCCGUACCGCCGCGGCGAAAGCGACGAAGACACUGAUGCACACGCUUACCGAGACGUACCGCAAGGCGCGAGGGAUUUCCUAUGAUGAUUCGACAAACCCGGCGCUCGAGAAGGAACUUCACGGCAUCGUGCAGCUCUUGAACGAUCUCGGCGAUGAAAAUGGCGGGCACGGUAAAGUCAUUGAAGGUUUGUCGGGGGUAUAUCCCGUCUUGGCACAACCUGGCUUUAUCGCGGGCAUCUUGAAGCACGACAUGGAAAUGGCAGACGCGGCCGUGAUCGCGAACGUCUUGGUUCUCACCAUGCGCAAGGCGAUGGGCGAAGACGUCUCCAACUCGUACACCAAGACGGUGUCUCGACAAAGCGCAAAAAUACGAAACGCGAUCGAAGCUGCGCACGAACAAAUGACGAAAGAUAUCGGUAGCUUGAUUCCGCAACUUCUGAGCAAGUAUCAAGCCGAAGCUAACGUCAUCGGUCCGCUUGUCGAAGUUGUUCGUUUUGUGAAACUCGAGCACUACUCGUUGCGUCACGAGGAGGAUCAAUUUACCGCUCUUGCCGAGCAAAUAAAAGACAUCUUCUUCAAGCACAGCGACAAGCGUACUUUGGAAGCCUGCGGUGAAGCGUUCAAUUACUUCUGCAACGAGGGCUUCGAAGCUACGGCGCCUUUCGCACAACCGGUGCUCGACAGCACGGUGAACGACUUGUCGGCUCGCCUAUCUCCGGCGUUGAAGAAGGUUCGAGCUUUGAUGGCCAAGAGCGAUGAAAGCGUGCUGAACGAAAACGAGGGUUACGCGUUUGAGCUUCGCAUGUGCUUGUAUCGGGUGCGUGCUUUGAUUUCAAAGUGCAAUAUCUCCAGCGGCGUGCGCGUGAUUAACGACUUGUCUCAAUACGUCGCCGACGUCUCGCGCGCCAACGUGCCAGUGGGUAAAGAAUCUGUCGCCAUGGCGUCCUCGUCUGUUUCUUUCGCUCUCAUUUGGCAAGGCCUUGAACUAAUGGAUAGUGAUUCGGCGACGAGCGUCGAGGUGAACGAGCACUUGACCGAACGCGACGCCUUCUUGUCCAACGUGAUGCACAUCUUGCGUCGCGCCGAGGACUCGAUUGCGGAUUCGGACGAUCUUCGGCGUUCUUUGAUUUCCACCGUUUGCGAUAUGGUGCUGUAUUAUUACAACGCGAGCACACUGCCCGCGGCGCAUCCUGCGAAAGUGUUGCAGCUGAAGCUCAACUCGGCGGACAGUGAAGCUGUGUGGCAGCAGUGCACCGCGUUGAUCACGCCGGAUGACGUCAAGCAAGACGCCGACUUGGACUCGGCACGCCUCGCGUACCGCAUGGCAGUGCACGAACAGCGUAUCGCCUCCAACGGUGCGAUCGGUGCAGACUUUUUGUCCAACUUCAAACUUACCGGCCCCUGGAUCGAUGCCGCCAUCCGCACGUACUGCAGUGAUUUACGCCGAACCGGUCCACAAGUGCUCGUGCGCGCUGUCUUGACAGCGUUGCACAGCGCGUAUGCAGAAGUCUUACAGACGGAUCUCGGAAACCGACAAGUGCUCAUCGAGGCGUUCACCGAUCUCGCGACCCGAUUGAGUGAUAUCUUUAUGCUAUCAUCCAAACGCGAUCGCUUGGUCAUGCGCAUCAUGUUCGACGAGUCGCUCAAGUCUGUCCUUCUCCCCGAACCGUCGUACGACCGAUUUUCCUUCUUGGCGUACGGACUGGGUCCCUUCCUCUCAAGACUGUCCGCCGUCGACGCCAAGGCUUUGACGACGUUCGUCGACGAUGCGCUCGCCAAAGUCGAUAGUGAGGACACGAGAUGUACGCCAUUGAUUGAUUUCGCCGAUCAGCUCAACAAGCGUUCCAAGGGCGCGUCGGAGCGCCGCGCGCGUUGGGCGAGAAAACGCUCCGCGGAACAACAAGAUGUAGACGUCAAGAAGUCCAAGGCCGACGACGGAGACGAGGACGAAGGCGAUGAUGAUGCCAUGGAGCAAGACGACACCAUCGAAACCGCCAACGAUGACGCCGAAACCACCGCGGAUGAUCACACUUUGGACGACGGUCCGGUGGAGACCGCCGAGCGCAGUCGCUCGCGCCGCAAGUGA
Molecule: messenger RNA, 3330 nt
Organism: Ostreococcus lucimarinus CCE9901
Lineage: Eukaryota; Viridiplantae; Chlorophyta; Mamiellophyceae; Mamiellales; Bathycoccaceae
Exons: 1
Coding region: 1-3330 (1109 amino acids)
Biological process (GO): sister chromatid cohesion
Cellular component (GO): nucleus; cohesin complex; chromatin
Molecular function (GO): chromatin binding
Source: RefSeq, a predicted model, not a curated record